UUGGGCCGAAAAUUGAACUUGAUGAUCAUUUUUAGGCCGAAAUGGGCCUGCCCGAUUCCAAAUAAAAAGCUAAGCGUGAGGGAGAAGCCUUUGAAGUUGAAAACUUGUCCCAACUACCUAGCGCCAAAAAGUUUCCUCCACUUUCAAUUACUCUCAAGUCUCACCCCUCAUUCACCGAACGCUUUCUGCAAAAAGCGAGGGAAAAACAAAAUGACAGAUUCACGGUCGAAUUCAGAGAUUUUCAGUGUUCGGAUUGUCUCCAUCGACUAUCACAUGGCACCGCCAAUCCCAGGCACCGAUAUCUGUUACAGUAGCUUCCAUGGUGAAAAGGUGAACGAGGUGCCUGUAAUAAGAGUAUAUGGUUCUACUCCUGCUGGCCAGAAAACUUGCUUGCACAUUCAUAGAGCUUUACCUUAUUUGUAUGUCCCUUGUUCAGACAUACCACUUCUGCCUGACCAAGGUGAUGCUUACACCUAUAACGUAGCUGCUUCUCUUGAGAAAGCCUUAAAGCUUAAAGGCAGUGCUGGUUCAACGAGACAGCAUGUCCAUGGAUGCAGCCUUGUACGAGCAAAGAAAUUUUAUGGCUAUCAUUCAUUUGAGGAUUUAUUUGUAAAGAUAUACCUAUAUUAUCCUCAAGAUGUCUCCCGUGCAGCUAAUCUUCUCUUGGCUGGUGCUGUUCUUGAUAAAAGUUUACAGCCUUAUGAAUCACAUAUACCCUUUAUUCUUCAGUUUCUGGUUGAUUAUAACUUAUAUGGCAUGGGCCAUUUGCACCUAUCAAAUUUGAAGUUCCGCCAUCCCAUACCCACUUGCAAGAAGUUAAAUAUUGAUAGCCAGCAUAGAAAGGCAGAUCCAGGUGCAGAUGCAUGUUUAGAAUCAAAAUUGUGGAUGUCUUCUGUGAUACCAUCUGAUUGGAUGUGGCCACCUCCAAGUGAUUUUGGUGCUUCGUCAAAUGAUAAUGCUCACUGUCCUAAACGCCAAAGCAUAUGUGAGCUUGAAGGAGAUACUUCUGUAAAUGAGAUUCUUAAUCAGCAGUUUAAAAUGUAUUCAUCUCUCUCACAAACGUGCUCUGAUGUCUACAUGGUUCAGUCACUUGUACCAAUAUGGGAGGAACAGCAGAAACGGACUGGGAUUCACAAGGCUACUAUGCCUUCUGAUCCUGGUAAACCACUUCCAGAAGAUGUUAUGAAACUGCUAUCUGUUGGUUUUGACUUUGAGAGAAAACUUAUUCACAUGUGCAGUGAAGCUGAAACCUCUUUUUUUUGUACUCCUGAGAAGGAACUGAGAGAAACAGACAUAAUAGGCUCGGCAUCACCACCAGCUUCAUUAUGUGAAAAUGCCAAAUUUCAUGAGGAAGGAACUGACCUAAAUCCCAAAUUGUUGACUUUGGGUGAAAUGCAAUCAUCUGAAAUUAUUGGAAUGUUGGACAUAAAGGCUGCGGAUAAGGAAGCACAAAAUCUCCUUAAGUGGCUUGCAACAUCUCAAGCUGCAGAGGAUAUAAACUCAGAUGAUGAACUUGCUUAUGAAAUGAUCUUGACUCCCUUGGUACCUUCUGCAACAAUUCAUAAGGUGCUGGAGGAAGCUAAUAUGGCUUAUGAGAGUGAGUCCCAGAAGGAGUGUCAGGAUAUUCUAGAUUCAAUUGAUGAUAUGCUUGAGUUGGAGUUAGCAAAGGAGAAGCCUUCUAGUUCCUUUGAUCACAAUUCUCCUAUCAAAGCUUCAUCAAACAGUAUGUUACCCCAAGUUGACGGUUCAAAUGAUGAUGAAUUUUCAAGUCCACAUGCUAGUUUGGCUGGAACCUCUUCUAGUCUGACUGGAACCUCUUCUCCAUUAGAGAUAAGCAGUGAAUACAAAAGGGGUUCUGAGUAUCAUGUACUGCACAAUACUGACACAAGUACUCUUAGUAAAGAUAAAAGGAAUAAACAAUGGGGCUCUUUGCCAUUUUCCAUGACUGAUAAGGUUAAUAAAGAUGGAGAACAUGUCACUUUACUUGCAACUCAUCCAUUUGGAAGUGCAACUGGAGAUUCUGCUCAUUCAGAUUACUUAAACAGAAAUGAGGUGAGAAAUAGUGCUUAUAUUAAAAGAAAUAUGGACAAAGGUGCUUCAGAUUCAAAAGAAGUAUAUAGAUUGGUAAACUGCUCUUUGCGAGAUAUGAUGAGGCGAAAGCGAUCUUAUCAAGUUGAACAAACUGAAUGCGAGGCUGAAACUACUAAAAAGCUUCUUUUAGACAGGCAUGAGGAACCAAAUAGAUGCCUUCAGCAAAAACAACUGGAUUUGAAAACAAAGCAAACUGAUGAAGAAGAAACAGAACUCCAGAAGAACUGUGAUCUAAUUGUUAGUGAUCAUGAUAAUUUGAUGUGUAACAAACUGCCUCUUCCAGCUGGCAGCGGCAGUUUUUUACAAGCUAGUAAGCCAAAAGAUGAGUGUUUUGGUCAACAUGAAAUGCAGGGUUUAGAAGCAAGCAUGGUGUUGAGGAACUGUACUAAUGAAGGUUCUUCCUUAAUGCAUGGAGGACCAGACCUCCAUGAGCCUGAAAAAUAUUUUAUUGAUUCCACAGAUCAAUCUGUGACUUGCAGGGGUGAAGAUCUUAGGGUUUGUGCAGCUUUUACAAAGCCUGCGUCCCCUCAUCCCUUUUUAGACACUCAGUUGAUAACAGGUGCUGAUUAUAAAGUCAGAGUUCCUGAGAGGAGUCACCAAACUGAAUCUUCUACUUCAUGUAGUGUGCAGAGCUCAUUCAUCAAUGAUAAAGUGUCUGGCAAAUAUAAUUGCAUGGAUCAAAGUUCUUAUGGGAGCAUAUCUUUUGUGCGAGAUGAUCAGGUGAAGUUUUGUGAGAAUUCUGUGGGCAAAAGUGCUGCAAGUGACGUGCAAGUAUUGUUAAGCAAAAAAAUGGAUAAUCCAAAGUUGGGAGAAAAGUUGUUAUGCGAGACUGUUGGCUCUGAACCCACUGACCUGAAGGGUAAUCCCAUGAAAUUCUUUGAAAUAACCACAGGGGAUGACCGCUUGGCUGAUAAGAAUCUUGAAAGUAAUUUGUCCUUGCCAAUUAAAACCCUUACAUCUAAAGGGACAAAGGGUGUCACCACUCACUAUCAAAAUGAUGGCUCUUACUUAUAUCUAUUAACACCAAAUAUUUUGCCUCCUUCUGCGGUUACUGUGCAUAGAUGGCUAUUUUGUGAAGAAAAAGGGCAUGUUCCUGAUCAAAUGCAUCAAGAAACUGAUGCUGAGGACAAGGAUAUACCUAAAUGUGCUUCUGAACCUCCUCUUAGGCAAAAGCUGUAUCAAGAUGCUGAUACAGAAAAGAAGCUUCCAUGCAUUGGUGAAGAACAAACAGAAAGAGCGAAAGCAUGGCUAGAUGGCUCACAAGAUAUUUCUCAGAUAUCAGGCCCUGAUGGAAAAUCAGGUCUUACCCCUCUAAGUCAAAUUGGGUUUCGUGACCCUGCUAGUGUUGGCUGUGGACAGCAACUAACAUUACUUAGUACAGAGAUUCUUGCAGAAUCUAGAGGAGACCUUUUACCUGAUCCUCAAUUUGAUGGCAUCAACAUUGUAGCUCUUGGUUUUCAGAAUGAUAGUGAUUCUAUUGUUGAAGUUCUUGUUCUUUUGCAUAGUAAAUCUGUACCCUCUCAGAGAAGUUUUGAUGGUCUAUCUGGCUGCAAAAUGUUGGUCUUCACUGAUGAGAAGCACAUGUUGAAAGAAUUUAUAAAGAUUGUGUCUUCAUCUGACCCGGAUAUUUUGAUGGGUUGGGAUAUUCAAGGGAGUUCUCUUGGUUUUCUGGCAGAAAGGGCAUCACAUCUUGGUUUAGGAUUACUUAAUAAUCUGUCUCGCACUCCAUCUGAGUCUUGGAUUGCUUCUAAAGAUACCAAAGCAUCUGAAAAAGAUACCUUGGGACUGGACAUCCAUGAUUCCCCUACUCUAGAUUGUUAUAUGCAAGAAAAUUCAAUAAUUGAGGAUGAGUGGGGACGAACACAUGCUAGCGGAGUUCAUGUAGGAGGCAGAAUUGUCCUUAACAUGUGGCGAUUGAUCCGUGGAGAAGUUAAGCUGAACUUAUAUACAGUUGAAGCUGUAGCUGAAGCUGUAUUGAGGCGGAAAAUUCCUUCAUUUCACCACAAGGUGCUGGCAAAAUGGUUUUCAAGUGGUCCUGGACGAGCAAGAUAUCAGUGUAUCAAAUAUGUUAUAGAGAGAGCAAAGCUGAACCUUGAAAUAUUAAACCAACUUGAUAUGGUGAAUCGAACAGCAGAACUUGCUCGUGUCUUUGGCAUAGACUUUUUCUCUGUUCUCUCUCGAGGCUCCCAAUACCGUGUUGAAUCCAUGUUUCUGAGGUUGGCCCAUUCACAAAAUUAUCUUGCUAUCUCACCUGGAAAUCAACAGGUUGCCUCUCAGCCUGCCAUGGAGUGCCUGCCCCUAGUAAUGGAACCAGAGUCUGGAUUUUAUUCAGAUCCUGUUGUUGUACUUGACUUUCAGUCUUUAUAUCCAUCCAUGAUAAUUGCAUACAAUCUAUGCUUUUGCACAUGUCUUGGUAAAGUUGUGCCACCAAAGGCCAACACACUUGGGGUUAGUUCAUUUUCACCAGAGCAACACGUUCUGCAGGGUUUAAAAGAUCAAAUAUUGCUCACUCCAAAUGGUGUUAUGUUUGUGCCUUCCAAGGUUCGAAGAGGUGUACUGCCCCGAUUAUUGGAGGAAAUCUUAACAACUCGAAUAAUGGUAAAACAAGCAAUAAAAAAGUUGGCUCCUUCAGAGCAAAUUCUUCAGCGGAUAUAUAAUGCAAGACAGCUUGCUUUGAAGCUCAUAUCAAAUGUAACAUAUGGUUACACUGCUGCUGGAUUUAGUGGUCGCAUGCCUUGUGCAGAACUUGCAGACAGUAUUGUUCAAUGUGGCCGUAGUACACUGGAAAAUGCUAUAUCAUUUGUAAAUCUACAGGAAAAGUGGAAUGCUAAAGUUAUUUAUGGAGAUACUGACAGUAUGUUUGUCCUGCUUAAAGGACGCACCAUCAAAGAGUCCUUCCAAAUUGGGAGUGAGAUUGCUUCUGCUAUCACUGCUAUGAAUCCUAGUCCUGUCACCCUGAAGAUGGAGAAAGUUUAUCACCCGUGUUUCCUCCUUACUAAAAAACGAUAUGUUGGCUACAGUUAUGAACGCCCUGAUCAAAUUGAACCUGGUUUUGAUGCUAAAGGUAUUGAGACAGUACGCAGGGACACAUGUGGUGCAGUUGCAAAGAUUAUGGAGCAGUCUUUGAGACUCUAUUUUGAGCAUCAAGAUUUAUUGGAGGUGAAGGCUUAUUUGCAACGUCAGUGGAAGAGAAUUCUUUCUGGCAGAUUUUCCCUUAAAGAUUUUAUCUUUGCAAAGGAGGUUCGCUUGGGUACCUACAGUGCAAGAAUUUCGUCACUUCCUCCUGCUGCAAUUGUGGCCACUAAGGCAAUGAGGGUUGACCCUAGGGCAGAACCACGUUAUGCUGAGAGAGUACCUUAUGUUGUAAUCCAUGGAGAGCCUGGAGCCCGCCUGGUUGAUAUGGUUGUGGAUCCAUCAGAAGUUUUGGCAAUUGAUUCCCCAUUUAGAAUAAAUGAUUUGUAUUACAUUAAUAAACAAAUAAUACCCGCUUUACAGCGGGUAUUUGGGCUUAUUGGUGCUGACCUGAACCAGUGGUUUUCAGAUAUGCCCCGCUCCAUAAGAGAAGCUUCUACAAAGCAUACAUUCAAUCCAAAUAUUCAUCGAACCAGAAUUGAUUAUUACUAUCUUUCAAAACAUUGUGUACUGUGUGGUGGGUUGGUCCAGGCAUCAGCCCAUUUAUGCAAUCAAUGUUCUGAAAAUGAAGUAGCUUCUGCGGCAGCAGUUAUUGGCAAGACUUCAAAGUUAGAGCAAGAGAUGCAACAUCUUGUUGCUAUAUGUCACCACUGUGGAGGCGGGGAUAGGCUUCUCGAAAAUGCUGUGAAGUGCACGUCCAUUUCAUGCUUGGUGUUCUAUGAGAGGCGAAAAGUUCAGAAAGAACUGCUAGCUGCCACCCAUAUUGCCGCAGAAUUGUAUAUCUCCUCCUUGCCUUAAGCCAAAUCAAAUUUAAUAUUUUGCUCUGUUGUAAUCAAUCAAAUGUAAAGCUAAGUUAAUUCAUGCUGAU
Abrus precatorius (Indian licorice) is the source of this 6091-nucleotide messenger RNA. Its product is annotated as DNA polymerase zeta catalytic subunit-like. Gene Ontology annotation, cellular component: zeta DNA polymerase complex; nucleus. The record is from RefSeq and is a predicted model, not a curated record. The coding region runs from base 22 to 6021 and encodes 1999 amino acids. The transcript has 25 exons. Gene Ontology annotation, molecular function: nucleotide binding; DNA-directed DNA polymerase activity; DNA binding. NCBI's taxonomy places the organism in Eukaryota, Viridiplantae, Streptophyta, Magnoliopsida, Fabales, Fabaceae. Gene Ontology annotation, biological process: double-strand break repair via homologous recombination; error-prone translesion synthesis.